AUGCGACUAUGCGCUGCGUCUACCGUGGCCCUGGGCCUACUUACCGUUGGCUCAGGAGCUCUCCUCCCGGAGCCCGCUAAGGACCUGAAGACCAUCUCUAGCGGUCUCUUCCCGGGUUUCUCGAUCUCUUACAAGCAGGCAAGCCUUCGAAACUCCCUAAUUCGCUGGUCUCCCAUAAUAACCCCUUAUCGAACAGACACAUAUAUUCAGAAUGCACCUCUCUCGUUGUGGCUGCAGGGCGGGCCUGGCUCGCCGUCGGUCGUCGCUGCGCUGGGCUCAAAUGGACCGUGUAUCGUGCUCGAGGAUUCUAAGACGACAAAGUUGAAUGAGUGGAGCUGGAACUCCGGCGCGAACAUGCUGUAUCUUGACCAGCCCGUGCAAGUCGGUUUCUCCUACGAUGAGCUUGUGACAGGGACCGUCAACGAGACGCUUUCACCGUUCUUAGUUACGAAGAGCAAUGCUUCGGUAGUUGGCGGGGACGAUUUGAACGCACUUCCGGGGAUAUUUCCGUCACAGAAGCCUUCCCAGACCGUAAAUACCACGGCCUCAUCGGCGAGGGCGAUGUGGUGGUUCCUACAGAGCUGGCUGCAAGAAUUUCCCGAAUAUAGCCCUCCUAACAAAACUUUAUCUAUCUGGGGCGAGUCAUACGGCGGACAUUACGCCCCGGCUCUUGCGUCGCACAUCGCGGCCCAAAACUCACUGCUCCGCUCGUCGCAGUCCAAUAUGUCGAAACACGCGAUUCCUAUUACCGUCGAUGCCUUGGGACUGGUCAAUGCGUGCAUUGAUAAUAUUGUGCAGACGCCACUUUAUCCCGAAUUUGCAUUUAACAACACGUACGGGAUCCAAGCCAUCAACGAGACUGAGUAUAAGGCCGCGCGGGCUGUUGUCCCAGAGUGUAUACGCCUAUCCGAGAAGUGCCGCGCCUUGGGCGACGAGCUUGAUCCGCACGAAUGGGGAUCCGUCAAAGAAGUCAACGAUGCAUGCGCGGCAGCAUUCAUGUUCUGUUUUGGAAGUGACAAGGCCGCAUCCAAGAUGCAGCCGUUCCAGACUAAGGGUCGCGACCUCUUCGAUAUCACCCAGCCGAAGCCCAACCCAUUCCCGCCUAAGUUCGCUGCCGGCUACUUGAAUAUGCGCGAAACGCAACAAGAUCUAGGUGUCCCUCUCAACUUUACAGGCUUCUCGGCGGCUGUCAAGACGGCUUUUGAUUCGACAGGCGACUUUAUUCGAGGAAAAAGUCUCGCCGAAUUGGGCCAGUUGCUCGACGCCGGCACGCGAGUCAUGCUGAUGUAUGGCGACGCUGAUUAUCAAUGCAAUUGGCUCGGGGGAGAGCAAAUCAGCCUCGCAAUCAACUCGUCUGUAUCCGCAGGGUUUCGCGCUGCAGGAUACACAGAUUUAUUCACGAACAGCUCGUACAAAGGGGGAGUGGUGAGAGAAUACGGCGGUCUUUCUUUCGUCCGUGUUUUUGAUGCCGGUCAUGCAGCACCAUAUUACCAACCCGAAACAGCACACGCAAUCUUCACGCGCACUCUCGCCCGCACUGAUAUCGCUACAGGCCAGUCUAACAGCUUUAGAGCCAGCAGCGGCCCGUCCAGUUCUUUCGGCAUCAAGAACGCGAUUCCACCCCCAAACAAACCGUUGUGUUACGUCUGGGAUGUUUUCGAGACGUGUAGUGCGCGCGAGACUGCCCUUUUGGCGGCCGGCAGGGGCGUAGUGCGUGACUUUGUGCUCGUUGGGGAGAGGACUGAUAACGGAACGGAGAUUCUGUAUGGGAACGGAAAUGUUCAUGGUGGCGGAAAUAAUCCGUCGGCUACAAUUUCAACAUCAACACCAAAUAAUACCGAGACGGCCAGAGCAGGAGCGGGCAGACGUGUUGUUGGUGGGCUAAUUGGUGGAUUAGUAGCUGCAGUUAGUAGCGUGGUGCUCUUGAUCUGGCUAUAA
Neoarthrinium moseri is the source of this 1938-nucleotide messenger RNA. RefSeq lists its product as uncharacterized. The coding region runs from base 1 to 1938 and encodes 645 amino acids. Gene Ontology annotation, cellular component: fungal-type vacuole. Gene Ontology annotation, biological process: proteolysis. The transcript has 6 exons. NCBI's taxonomy places the organism in Eukaryota, Fungi, Ascomycota, Sordariomycetes, Amphisphaeriales, Apiosporaceae. The record is from RefSeq and is a predicted model, not a curated record. Gene Ontology annotation, molecular function: serine-type carboxypeptidase activity.